Molecule: messenger RNA, 3015 nt
Organism: Dujonia railenensis
Lineage: Eukaryota; Fungi; Ascomycota; Pichiomycetes; Serinales; Debaryomycetaceae
Source: the annotation of a GenBank genome assembly
AUGGGUAAGAAAUCAAAGAAGCAAGUUCAAGCAGGUGACUGGGAUGUUGACUCGGCCGAUGAAGCAGCCCAAGAAGUGGAACAAUUAGAAAUUGGUACCUCAUCACCAGCUGAUGAUGAAAAAAUAGAAGACGCCACUACAAGUGAACCUGCAGAAGCUGAAGAAGCAACUGCAGAUGAUUUCCUUUCUUCAAUUCGUACUUCAAAGAAAAAGAAGCAAGAGAAGGAAGAAGAAGACAAGAAGAAUGCUAAUGGUCCUAAGAUUUUAUCUAAGAAGGAAAAGGAAAAGUUGAAGAAAGAAAAGGAAAAGGAACUUAAGAAGGAACAAGCCGCAAAAAAGAAAGCCCAACAGGCAGCAAAGAAGGAAGAGAUUAAAGCUGCUAACAAGCAAAAUGCAGCUGCCGCUGCUGAUAAGACUUCAGCUACUCCUGAACCUGAAGAACCAAAGAAGAAAGCUCCAGCUGGAAAGAAGGUUCCAGCAGGUCUUGCAGCCCUUAAGCGUCAAUUAGAGUUGAAGAAACAACUUGAAGAUGAACAACGUCGUCUUGAAGAGGAAGAAGAGGAAAAGGCUGCUGCUGAAGAAAAAGCUGCUGCUGAAGAAGAAGCUGCUAAGGAGGCUGCUAGAGCUGCCAAAAAAGAAAAGGAGAGGUUGAAGAAAGAGCAAUUAAAGGCAGAAGGUAAGCUUUUAACUAAGAAACAAAAGGAAGAAAAGAAAUUACAAGAGCGUCGUCGUGAACAAUUAUUGCAAGGUAAUGUUGUUGUUGCAGGUUUACAAAAGCUAGAUGAAGGAGAAGUUCAACCAAAACCAAAGAAAGUUGUGUAUGGUAAGAAGAAGUCGACUAAACCAAAGACUUUUAUCCAAAAGGAUCAAAAGAAGGCUGAAGAGACUAAGAAAGAAGAUGACGAAGAAAUCUUAGAUGACUGGGAGAAAUUAGCAGAUGAUGAACCUAUUGCUGACGAUUGGGCAGCCCUAGCUGAAGAUGAUGAAGAAGAGGUUGCUGCUGAAGAAGAUGAAGAAGAAGAUGAAGAUGACAGUGAAGAUGAAGAAGAUGCAGAAGCUGCUAAGCAGGCUGCUGCUGCCAAGGCUGCUGCUGAAGCAGAAGCUAAAGCUGCAUUGGAAGCUAAAGCUAAGGCUGAAGAAGAAGCUAGAGCCGAAGCUGCUAAAAAGCAAGAGGCUGUUGUCGCUGCUUCGACCACUCCUUCGGAAAAGGACCUUCGUUCCCCAAUUUGUUGUAUUCUUGGGCAUGUCGAUACUGGUAAAACUAAACUUCUUGAUAAAAUUCGUCAAACAAAUGUCCAAGGCGGAGAAGCAGGUGGUAUUACCCAACAAAUCGGUGCAACAUAUUUCCCUGUUGAUGCUAUUAAGCAAAAAACUGCUGUCAUGGCCCAGUAUGAAAAGCAAACUUUUGAAGUUCCAGGUCUUUUAAUCAUUGAUACUCCAGGUCACGAGUCCUUCUCUAACUUGCGUUCUAGAGGUUCUUCCCUUUGUAACAUCGCUAUUUUGGUGAUUGAUAUUAUGCAUGGUUUAGAACAACAAACUAUUGAAUCUAUUAGAUUGUUACGAGAUAGAAAGGCCCCAUUCAUUGUUGCAUUAAAUAAAAUUGAUAGACUUUAUGAUUGGAAAGAAUUCCCUAACAAUUCAUUCAGAGACUCUUUCGCAAGACAAGCUAAAUCAGUUCAACAAGAAUUCCAAAAUAGGUACGAACAAAUUAAGGUUGCUCUUGCUGAGCAAGGAUUGAAUUCCGAAUUGUAUUACCAAAACAAGAAUAUAUCUAAGUACGUUUCCAUUGUUCCAACUUCUGCUGUUACAGGUGAAGGUGUUCCAGAUUUGUUGUGGUUGCUUUUAGAAUUAACUCAAAAGAGAAUGUCUAAGCAAUUGAUGUACUUGUCAAAGGUUGAAGCUACUAUCUUAGAAGUUAAAGUUGUGGAAGGUUUUGGUUACACAAUUGAUGUUGUCUUAUCAAAUGGUAUCUUACGUGAAGGUGACAGGGUUGUACUCUGUGGUUUGAAUGGUCCGAUCGCUACAAACAUUAGAGCUUUAUUGACUCCACCACCAUCUAGGGAAUUACGUAUUAAGUCUGAAUACGUUCAUCACAAGGAAGUCAAGGCAGCUUUGGGUGUCAAGAUUGCGGCAAAUGACUUAGAAAAGGCUGUUGCUGGUUCUAGAUUAGUUGUUGUUGGUGAAGAUGAUGACGAAGAAGAAAUUAUGGAAGAAGUCAUGGAUGACUUAACUGGAUUAUUGGACAGUGUCGAUACAUCUGGUAAGGGUGUAGUUGUUCAAGCCUCUACUUUAGGUUCUUUGGAAGCAUUGUUAGAUUUCUUAAAGGACAUGAAGAUUCCUGUUAUGUCUAUUGGAUUAGGUCCAGUUUACAAGAGAGAUAUUAUGAAGGCAACCACUAUGUUGGAGAAGGCACCAGAAUUGGCUAUCAUGUUGUGUUUCGAUGUGAAGGUUGAUAAAGAAGCAGAACAAUAUGCUGAGGAAAAUAAGAUUAAAAUUUUCAAUGCUGAUAUUAUUUACCAUCUUUUCGAUCAAUUUACUGCUUACCAAGCAAAAUUAAUGGAAGUUCGUCGUAAAGACUUUAUGGAAUACGCUAUCUUCCCAUGUGUGUUGAAGACCAUUCAAAUCAUUAAUAAGAGAAAUCCAAUGAUUAUCGGUGUUGAUGUUGUAGAAGGUGCUGUUCGUCUUGGAACUCCUAUUUGUGCUGUCCGUCAAGAUCCUGUAACUAAGACUCCAAACAUUAUGGUCUUAGGAAAGGUUGUUUCGUUAGAAGUUAAUCACAAGUCUUUAGAUGUUGUUAAAAAGGGACAAACAUCAGCAGGUGUAGCCAUGAGAUUGGACAAUCCUUCAGCUGCUCAACCAACCUGGGGACGUCAUGUUGAUGAAACUGACAACUUGUAUUCAUUACUUUCCAGAAGGUCUAUUGAUACUUUGAAGGAUGCUGCCUUCCGUGAUAGUGUCAGCAGAGAUGACUGGUUAUUGAUAAAAAAAUUGAAACCUGUAUUCGACAUUAAAUAG